Molecule: messenger RNA, 1053 nt
Organism: Aspergillus ochraceoroseus IBT 24754
Lineage: Eukaryota; Fungi; Ascomycota; Eurotiomycetes; Eurotiales; Aspergillaceae
Exons: 2
Coding region: 1-1053 (350 amino acids)
Biological process (GO): regulation of transcription by RNA polymerase II
Cellular component (GO): mediator complex
Molecular function (GO): transcription coregulator activity
Source: RefSeq, a predicted model, not a curated record
AUGCCUAUCACAGGGGUCUUCUUUAUCCCCUCAAAUCCCAAUGCCUCAACAGUGCUCUCUACAGUAUCGGAGCGUCUGCACUCCGUUCUCGCCGAGGAACCAACCCACGUGGGCCGCUGGGCUCUAGAGCACAAGCUGAUGCGUGACACACCGUCAUGCUUGCCUCCCUCAACAACCCAGCGACCCUUGGUGCCGAAAUACAUGCAGUUCCUCUCACUCACAUCCUACCCCAAUCAUGGUUUCAUCUAUACUUCCCAGCCACUCGAGACACAGACUCAUCUCCACCACCCAGCCAUGCCCGUCGCUGCAGCACCACCUAAUUCGGCUGCUGCAGCUGCCGCCGCUGCUGCGGGCGGUACACAACCAGGAACAGCCUCGUCAAUGGUCAUGACAACCGUCCCGCUCCCCUCCUGCAGCGCACUCUACCAACACUUCGUCUACGCGUGCCAACCCUUCUGGUGCCCCCGACACACGGUCGCCGUAGGAGGCGGCAUGGUCUACGACGUAGGCGACUUCCGAGUACGGCUCGGAGACGUGCGACAGACUCAGCCAGCCGCACGGGUCCGGGGCACAGUCGUGGAAAUCGAGUGGCGCGGCCCGUCACUAGUCAAUACUAUUUCCUCGCUCUAUCAAUCUCACUCGAGGAAAGGGAGGAAGAAUGCAGAGGGAAGCGCGACGGAUCGCACCGCCCAACUCCUACCACACCAUGACAUUAAAGAUGGCGAUAAUGACGACAAUGACUCCGGGAUCGACCUGGCGUUUCCCGAAGGUAUCGACGACGCUGAUAUCGAUGGCGAGUAUGCGGCGAGUGCGGUGCUGAUUCGCGAGUUCUGGGCCCGUCUGGGCAUUGAGGGCGCGAGGGAGGCUAUCCUCGUUCCGGGUCUAGGGAAGGAGGUUAAAGAGCAGUUGCACAGGUUGAAGCAGCAGGAGAAACAGCCGGUUGAGCGGGGUUGGAAUGAUGGAGGGAGUGGGCAGGUGGAUGAAGACCCGGAUCCGACUGCUGGGGUAGAUGUUGCCAGGCAGUUUAUGGAGAUUUUUAGGUUUAAUCGUUAA